Huiozyma naganishii CBS 8797 is the source of this 1674-nucleotide messenger RNA. It is a transcript of the gene PSO2, whose product is annotated as DNA cross-link repair protein PSO2. Lineage: Eukaryota; Fungi; Ascomycota; Saccharomycetes; Saccharomycetales; Saccharomycetaceae. Gene Ontology annotation, molecular function: 5'-3' DNA exonuclease activity; damaged DNA binding. The record is from RefSeq and is a predicted model, not a curated record. The coding region runs from base 1 to 1674 and encodes 557 amino acids. Gene Ontology annotation, biological process: protection from non-homologous end joining at telomere; double-strand break repair via nonhomologous end joining; interstrand cross-link repair. The transcript has a single exon.
AUGGCGAAACGACGCUCGAUAAUCGAAUUACAGUCAAUCAAAUAUAGGUAUCAGGGCCGGUCACCGCAAAAUGCCGUUAAAAAACAGAGGAAGUUGAACGAGUUUGAUAUUCCUAGUGCGCGAACUUUGCCAGUGAAGAGACCCUGCCCUAUCAUCAAUGACGCUGAUAACCCGAUAUUGCUAGAUGACGUUGGAGGUCCUGAAGAAGUAGAGUCCUCAGAUGAAGUAGAGGAAAUGGCUUGUAGGGAGACGGUCGAACGAAAGGAUGUUGGACCACGCGGCCUAUUCGAAGCACGGGCUGAAAUUGCCUGCCCCAUCUGCGGAGUGGAUCUUUCUCUGUUGGAACUUUACGCUAGGGAAGCACAUUGUGAUCUGUGCCUUGGUGCACCACCCGCACGUCCUCAGGGAGGUUCCAAAGUGAACAGCCCAAAGAAACAAACUGGGGAUCACACCACCACACCUCGCCCGCGGAGACGUUUACCAGCUUACAAGAUAUUGGAAUUUACAAACGGCCACAAGCUUGUAGUAGAUGGAUUUAACUACGAGAAGGAUGACUGCAUUAAGGAGUACUUUCUUUCGCACUUCCACUCUGAUCAUUAUCAGGGACUCAAGAAGUCUUGGGGAAAUGGUGAAGUUUACUGUUCGUACAUCACUGCACAGCUGCUGUGUCAAAAAUUUAACUUCCCAAGGGAGCUGGUCCACAUCCUGAACAACGGGGAGAGAACGAUGGUACACGACCGUAUAUCAGUGGUACCUUUAGAUGCGAACCAUUGUCCCGGCGCGCAAAUAUUCUUGUUUCAAGAGCAUGACGGCGCGGGGAGAAUCGUCAAGCAGAUUAUCCACACGGGCGAUUUCAGGGCCACAGAUGCGAUGGUCGUCGAACUCGAAAAGUUCCUCCCCUCCUCUAACUCCGUGAUUGAUGAGAUAUACCUAGAUACAACGUACAUGAAACCGAACCACACACACCCAACGCAACAGACCGUGGUGGAUGUGACAAGUUCGUUUGUCACGGAGGACUGGUACAGCAAGAAGCGUCCCCGGACUGUUAUGGAUUUUGCUAGGGCCACGCCGGCUGCCCCAGAAAGGAGGAAAAUGGUACUUGUUGGGUCGUACGUCAUCGGGAAGGAGAAAUUGGCGCUUGAGAUUGCACGGAGACUUGACACGAGUGUGCAUGUGCAGAAUAAAAACAAACUACGCCAAAUAGUCUUGGAUGGACAAAUGGGGGACGCGGAACACUCACAAGUGCACAUGGUCCCACUUGGAAUUUUACGUGACGAUGCGGCGAUAUCUACGUACUUGAGGGAGGAAUGUCGGGUGAACUGGUUGAAUGUGGACGUUAUUGGUGUUGUUCCUACAGGAUGGACGUUCGGCAACAGGUAUUCGACCAGUGUCGAGAUUGGCAAUAAGUGCGAAUACGUGAAGGGGGCUGUAACCUUUGAAAGCACGUUUGAUAAGAGUUGGUUUUCUGGACAGGAGACUCCGUACCGUAAGUUUCAAAUCUACAAAGUGCCAUACAGUGAACACAGUAAUUUUGUUGAGUUGUUACGGUUUCUUUGUGCGUUGCAGUGGGAGAGGGUAAUCCCUACUGUCAAUGUGAACCGGUAUGAUGAAAUGAAUGAGUGGUUCCAGGCUUGCAAAAAGAGUAAUGCGCUGUCCGUUCGUGGUUUCAUGUAA